AUGGCACUCCUCGUAGACAAACACAGACCGCGCAAUCUCGAGGCUCUUAACUACCACCCAGAGCUCUCCGAGCGCCUCAGAGCUCUUGCACAAAGCGGUGACUUCCCCCACCUUCUCGUAUACGGGCCGUCGGGCGCAGGCAAGAAAACUCGCAUUGUUGCAACGCUGAAGGAGCUCUACGGGCCUGGUGUCGAGAAGAUCAAAAUCGACGCCCGCGUCUUCCAGACGACUUCGAAUCGCAAGCUCGAGUUCAACAUUGUCGCGUCCGUAUACCACCUCGAGAUCACACCCUCAGAUGUCGGCAACUACGACAGAGUGGUCGUGCAGGACCUGCUCAAGGAGGUCGCGCAGACACAACAGGUCGAUCUAGGCGCAAAGCAGCGCUUCAAGGUCGUCGUGAUCAACGAGGCCGACCACCUGACACGCGAUGCACAGGCGGCGCUGAGACGGACGAUGGAGAAGUACAGUCCCAAUCUGCGGCUGAUACUGCUGGCGAACUCCACAAGCAACAUCAUCGCACCCAUUCGCAGCAGAACCCUGCUCGUCAGAGUCGCCGCACCGACAGAGGACGAGAUCUGCGACGUGCUGAGCACGGUCGGGAAGAAGGAAGGCUGGAGCGAGGUCGCGCCGCUCAACAAACGGAUCGCAAAAGAGAGCGGGCGAAACCUGCGGAAAGCGCUGCUCAUGUUCGAAGCAGUGCACGCACAGAACGAGAAAGUCACAGAGCAAACCCACAUCCCACCCCCCGACUGGGAAGCCCUCAUCGAGCAAAUCGCGCGCCAAAUCGUCGAAGAGCGCAGCCCCCAGCGCCUACUACAAGUCCGCGCCUCGCUGUACGACCUGCUCUCACACUGCAUCGACUCGACGACCAUCAUCAAGACACUCACGUGGAAACUCAUACCCAAGACCGACGACGCGCUGAAGCCCGAGGUCAUAAAAUGGGCCGCGUUCUACGAGCACCGCUGCAAGAUGGGCAGCAAGCAGAUCUUCCACCUCGAGGCGUUUGUGGCCAAGUAUAUGCGGUUGUAUGAGAGUUAUUCUAUGGGGAUCGACUUCGACUCGGCGUGA
Molecule: messenger RNA, 1068 nt
Organism: Boeremia exigua
Lineage: Eukaryota; Fungi; Ascomycota; Dothideomycetes; Pleosporales; Didymellaceae
Product: P-loop containing nucleoside triphosphate hydrolase protein
Exons: 4
Coding region: 1-1068 (355 amino acids)
Biological process (GO): DNA-templated DNA replication; DNA repair
Cellular component (GO): DNA replication factor C complex; Rad17 RFC-like complex; Elg1 RFC-like complex
Molecular function (GO): ATP hydrolysis activity; DNA clamp loader activity; DNA binding
Source: RefSeq, a predicted model, not a curated record